AAACAUUAACGAAACGGUGGAGAGUGCGCAAUCUGCAGUGAAGUUUAAGAAGUAAGGUUGACAUUACGAGUUUUGAGUAGUAGUAUGAAUUUGUUGUGAUUGUUAAGAAGACUGAUACCGGUGAAAUAUUUCGAAAUGGAGGCCGUGCCACGCCUGCCGAUGAUGAGUUUUGACCUAAAAUCAAGCCCAGAACCUACUUCAUUUGGUCCUAAACUGAAACAGUACAUCAGAGAUUUCUAUCAUGAAGAUCCAGAAUCAUACUCCGGUGAAAUACACACAUUGGAAGGGCUAAGAGCUGCAGCUGUGUGUGCUGUCAAGGAUGUCUCUGGUGUUUCAACACUAAAACGAUAUUACUGUCAGCUUCAUUUCUUGCAGAGUAGAUUCCCUAUGUCCAAAGAUGGUGCAGCAGCAGUCUCUUUCACAUGGAGAGAUACAUAUGCAAGUAUGGUUUGCACUUCAACUGAUAUUCGAUUUGAAAUGGUGUGCAUCCUCUACAAUAUAGGAGCAUUGCACACACAAUUAGGCGCCUUGGAUACCAGAGUAUCAGCUGAGGGUAUGAAAAUGUCAUGUACCCAUUUUCAGUGUGCAGCUUGGGCAUUUGAGCAUUUAAAAGGCAGCUACCCACAGCCAGCAGGAGUGGAUUUGGCUCCAGAUAUUAUGCAGUUUAUGUAUUAUCUUUCACUGGCUCAGGCUCAAGAAUGUAUAUUGGAGAAGAGCAUGAUGGAUAACAGGAAACCUACAAUAAUAGCAAAAGUGGCUGUUCAGAUAGUAGAUUAUUACAGCUCAGCCCUCAACACACUUGAACAAGGAGGUGCAGAUGACUGUUCCAUUGCAGAAACCGUAGGAUCAAAAAUAUAUAAGAAUUGGAAACGUUAUGUAAAAUUCAAGAUGGUAUACCACACGUGUAUAUCUUUACUGUACCGUGGUCAGCAGGCAGAAGAACAGCAGAAAAUGGGUGAACGAGUUACUUUUUACCAAGCAGCAGCAGAGAAAUUAGAAGAAGCUGUCAAACUUUCAAAAGGAAUGGAUAAUAUUGAUGCAAUUAAUGAAGCCUUAACAUUCACAAAUGAUGUUGUGGAAGGAAAGAAAAAGGCAGCAAAAAAUGAAAAUGAGUUCAUCUAUCAUGAAGAGGUCCCACCCUUGGACAUUCUUCCAGAGGUUAAAGGUGCAUCUCUUGUGAAAGGCAUUAUGUUUAAUGUUAAUGAUCCAGAAGUAGCAGGAGCUGACAUAUUUGCUCGACUAGUACCCAUGAAGGCACAUGAAGCAUCUUCAUUGUACAGUGAAGAAAAGGCAAAACUGUUACGAAAAGUUGGUACUAAGAUUGAUGAGAAGGACCAAGAAUUGGAUGUAUUCAUGGCCUCACUUCAGCUUGACUACUUGAAACUGCAUUCAGAGCCAGAAUCACUUCCACAGGAACUGGUCGACCGAUGUGCAGCAUUCAGUGCAAAGCCGGAUGCUAUUCAGAAUCUGAUAGAUUCUAUGAACAAAUUAGCUGAUACUUACCAGGAUGUGGAAUCCAUGUUGCAGGAUGUGAAGGAGUUGCUCGAGCUUGAAGAUAAGAAAGAAAAGGACUACCAAGAAUUAAUGGGGAAGAGACCACCAUCAAUUGUUGCAACUGAUCUCACACGGGAAGCAAAUAAAUAUCAUGAAGCCCAUGCCAAAGCAUCAGAAUCAAACCAGACACUUCACAAGGCCAUGACAUUACAUAUUAGCAAUUUGCGAAUUCUCUCUCUUCCAUUACCAGACCUUAAGAAACAAAUACCAACCAUCAGCAAUAUGAACACUCCUGAGGAUGAAGCAGCUAUUAAGGAAUUACAACAUUUGAUUGACAAGGUAGAUGAAAUGAAAAAACAGCGAGCUACUUUAGCUGCACAGCUGAGAGAGUCAGUCUGUCAGGACGACAUUACUCGUCAGCUUGUUACUCGCACUGGUGAGUCACUUGAAACCAUAUUCAGUCAGGAGAUGCAAAAACAUCAAAAAUAUGAAACCAUUAUUGAACAGAAUUUAGCUGCACAAGAAAAUAUUUUGAAAGCACUUACAGAAGCAUAUGCAAAGUGUGCAGGCCCAAGAAAAGCUGCUAUGGAUACAAUGCGAAAACGUGAAGCCACUAUUAAUGCAUUGAUAUCUUCUUAUGAUGCAUAUGAAGACCUACUUGCGAAAUCAAACAAAGGUCUCGAAUUUUAUCGAAAACUGGAGACUAAUGUUACAAAGCUACUGCAGAGAGUUAAAGGAACCUGCAAGGUGCAGGAUGAGGAACGUGAACAGAUACUUGCAAAGAACAAUAAGAAGAUACCAAGACAGGAUGUAGAUAAGCCAAGUAUUGAUUCUGGUGGUCCAAAGUUGAGAGACUAUCUUCAGAGUAUGAAGGGUACAUUGCCCACUGGAAGCUACUCUACCUCUCAGAUUUUUACUCUGCCUUCUAGCACAGCAAUGCCAGCAAGCAGUACAACAGGCAUUGGAGGGCAACUUCCAGCCUCCUAUACAGCAGAAAGUGCAGGGAGCAGCGAGAAUCUUGCAGGUCCAUUACCAUGGGUCCCACCUGUAAGACCAGCUCCUGUGGGCUCAGAAGGUACAACUGAAACUUGUGGCACAAUUACAAAGCAGGACACACUGUACCAACCCACUACAUCUCCUGGUAUUGCCAAACCUGAAAUGAGUCACCAGACACCCGCAUACGUUUCUAGUGCUCCACAAUAUACUUACAGCACUUCAGGAUACCAACCACCUCAUCAGAUGCCAUAUACAGGAGAUCAAUAUGCAGACUAUGUGUAUGGUCAAACACAACAAUACUAUCAGCACCAGACAACAGGUUCUCAUGUUUUUCCUCCCACUUCAUCUACACCUAGAGGACCUGGUUCAUAUUCCAGUGUUGGGUCAAGAGAUACAACUAGCCAUCAUGCUGCUAAAAGCCCAGCUUAUCAGUAUGGCUCAGCGUACCAUAGUACAGAUACAGUGCAAAACCCAUACAGUCAUUUGCAGACACCACCAAUUUCACAAGCUCAGUCAACAAAUGUACCACAACCACAAAUUGGAGACACUUCGGAAAUGUAUGCUGGGUACCCACAACACUAUCAUACACAAGUACAUCAGAAUUAUUCAACAAGUCAACAAGCAUAUUUACCACAGACAGUACCAACAACAGUACAUAGCACUGUGCCUCAACAAAUAUCUACUUCUGGAAUACCUGCAAUGAAUAUAACUAAGGAAGGUGGAGUUUCACAGUCGAGUAUCUCCUCUGCUGGCCAACAUAGCACCACUCCCCAAUACAGAAGUACUCCCCAGCACGACACUGCUGUUCAACAGCAGCAACUUUCAUAUCCAGCACACAGUACCUCAUAUCCCACAUAUGAUUACAGUAAGUCACAACCUUACCAAUAUGGGGCAGCUUAUGCUGCACAGGAUUCUUCUGUUAAUGUUCCAUAUUACCCAGGAAACACUCAACAACAGGCAGCUCAGUGUGGAUGGCAAGAAAACCAGCAAACUGUGAUGGGGUCAUAUGAUACAGAACAGAAAAUACCACCUCAUCCUCAGAGUUAUCCAUCUGUGCAGAAACCACCAGUGACAUAUCCUCAGUAUCAGUGGCAACAGGCACAAUCGCAGACGCAACUACAACAAAAUCAAAAUGUAUCAUCAUAUUCUGCGAAUUCCUCAGAUGUUGGUCCUACUUCAAGUGCAGUCCAGUACCAAGGUGCUGGUGUUGCACCUACAGGAUCCACCUCUUCCUUACAAACCCAACCAUCUAGCGUGCCACAGCAGCAACCAUAUUAUGAUAGCAUGUAUAGUACAGUGUAUGCUGCUUCACCUCCAUAUUCUGUGCAGGCUUCAGUGGCAAGCAGCAGCAACGUUGUUGAUGCAACCCAGUACCAAUACAUGGCAGGAGCUGGAACGUCGUCAUAUACUAAUGCUGGGAAGUACGCUACAUCACAAACGAGCUCAUUCCAAACAGCUGUGGAUGGUCAGACAUAUGCAUCCCAAUACAACACAACUCUACCAAUUUCUAGUCAAGCAUACUCUCAUGUUAAUUACUACACUGCACCAUAUGGUUAUCAGUAUGGUUCGGAAACGAUUCAAUCAGAAUCUCAACCAACAGUGCAAAAUGAUACAUAUCAGCAAGGUACAAGUGCUCAACAAGCUGCAGCUCCUUCUCCAAUGACCUAUAUGCAAGCACGGUUCCCAGGUGAUGCUACAAAUACAACCUUCAGUCUUCAGGGAAGUUCAUCAAGUUCUUCAGUAGAGGGCAAGAGUGAUAGUGGAGUGUCAUCUAAUAUUGAUCUUUUAGCAGGGCUGGACUUCUCGUUGAAUCAAAAGCCACUUGUUCCUCAACAGCCUGCAAAUGUGUCACCAAAAAAAGAGCAACAAGUUCAACAAAAUGGUGUUGCAAAACAGCAGACUGGUUCCUCAGUGCAGCAAACUGAUGGUAGCAACUUCUCACCAAAAAAGGAGAUUGUUGCCCAGCAACCAUCUGUGACGAUGUUGCAGACACAAAUCAGUUCUGUUGUUAAUGAGGCUUCGGGAGCUGGAGAGAAGAAACCCCUAGUACUGCCAACAAUUCAGGUUCCUGAACAGAAUGAAGUUUCUGCAGAAGAUCGUCAGACUUCAAAAACCCUCGAAAAAGAUCCCUUUGCUGACCCAGAGGUACUAAACCAGUUUGUUCUGGAAGUUGAAAAGUAUGAAAAAUUUGUAGAAGGGCUUACAACAAAAACCUUAAAUGGGCCCACACCACUUGACAUGAAAUGGAAAGAACUUCUUGAACUACAGGAAAAGGAUGCUCAUAAAAGAAGCAUUUCAGUUGCUCGGUGCUAUCCAAUGAAAAAUCGUUUCCCAGAUAUUCUACCCUAUGAUCAUUCUCGUGUUGAAUUGCCUUCUACCAAGGAUGAUUACAUAAAUGCUUCAUUCGUAAAGGACUUGACACCAGACACACCAUCAUUUAUUGCUACACAGGCUCCAUUGCCAUCUACGUAUGCAGACUUCUGGAUGAUGGUUUGGGAACAGCAAGUUGAAGUUGUUGUGUGUCUUCUUAGUGACACAGAGUUGGAAGGACAGAUUUAUUGGCCACAGGAGAAGGGAAGUGAACUGACAAUGGGAAAAAUGAAGCUCAGUUUACAAAGUUGCAAUGUUCGCCCAAAUUGGACUGAAAGAAUAAUUUCUGUGUCUCUUGGUGAAACCAGAGCGAGAAGGGUGAUUGUUCACUUGCAGUUUACAGCUUGGCCUGGGAGCUCAUUUCCAGCAUCACCAGGACCUUUCCUCAGUUUUGUAUCAGAGACACUCAGCCUGUACAAACAGCAGCGUAAUACUGCUCAUCCAGUUGUUGUUCACUGCCUCUCAGGAGUUGGCCGGACAGGUCUAUUUUGUCUGGUAUGUGCAGCAGUGUGUGAAGUGCGAGCUGGCCAUGGAUUACUGGAUUUGGUGGCAACCACCGCUAUUAUGAGUACUAACCGCAAAGGUUCUCUGCGCGAUCGUGAGCACCUUAAAUUUGCAUAUCAGUCUGUUCUUUAUUAUGCACAGGAUCUGCUUAUGAAACGGGGAAUCCUGACAAGUUGUUCAACAUUUGAGGACAAGCGCAGCCGAGGGGGAAAGUGCCAUACACGACAUCCUUCGGAAGACUUCCUGCUCGGGCCACCCACUGCUCUUAGCCAGCUACAAUCAGGACUCGAGAAAAUGGGGUUAGAUGCAGCAAAACAACAACAAGAAACUGAAGAGAAUGAGAAUCCAUAUGUUGCUGAAAGAAGAGUUCCUCUUAGCAGUGCUGGCAGUAGCGUUGAUAAUUCUUGUAAUUCUUCUGGUCGCACCUCCCCCUUGGUCUCUCCACCGUCUCCUUCAUCAACACCGUUCUUCUUGAUUGAUCCUGCUCGAUUCAACUUAAAGCCAGAUGCUUCUGGGACAAAGAUGCGCAGGAGGUAUUCACGUGAAAAUUUUAAAGUGAAAUCAAAAGAUGUAACAGAAUUGGACAUUGGAAAAGAUAUGUCAGAUGAUCCACUGAGCAAGAUAGAUCCACUGUGGCCUCUAAAACGACAGUAAAACAAUAGUUCCACGGCUUUAAAAGCUGUUACAAAGCCUGAUAAUGUUUAUAUUUUGUAUUUAUCUAGUCAGUUGUAGUAUGUAGGCAAUAUUUUAGGUACAAAUCAUGGUUUUUGGAACUAACUAUGAUUUAUUUUUAUCUAGGCAGGCUGUAGAAAUUAUUUUAAUGUGAUAGUUUAUAAAUACGCUAUUCUGAUUUUAUUGUUUCACAAAUAUUUGUACUUCCUCAGUGACUUUGCAUGGAAAGAGAGAACAGUCACUUACGGCAUGGACUAUUUUUCCCCCCCAAAAAAAGGUAAAAAAGGAAAGAAAGCUGUCUCUUUCUUUAAAUUGUAGAGUUAUUCCUUAUCCUAACAACGUAUCCUGGUAUCUUUGCAAAAAUAUUGUUAGCAUCAUCCUGAUCUGUCAGGAGAAUGAUACAAGCUGGGGCCACAGGUUUAAUACUUUAUGUUGUUUAAGGCUGGAGUUUGUAAAAAGCUGUAAAAGUAUUUUUUCGCUGUCACAAAUGAAAUUAAAACAUCUAAUGUUGUUACUA
Molecule: messenger RNA, 6553 nt
Organism: Schistocerca americana (American grasshopper)
Lineage: Eukaryota; Metazoa; Arthropoda; Insecta; Orthoptera; Acrididae
Product: tyrosine-protein phosphatase non-receptor type 23-like
Exons: 19
Coding region: 136-6018 (1960 amino acids)
Biological process (GO): endocytic recycling; early endosome to late endosome transport; protein transport to vacuole involved in ubiquitin-dependent protein catabolic process via the multivesicular body sorting pathway
Cellular component (GO): endosome
Molecular function (GO): protein binding; protein tyrosine phosphatase activity
Source: RefSeq, a predicted model, not a curated record